CCCAGCUCCCAAAGCUCCCCAGUCACCUUACGUAAUCGGUCAAGCCUGUCAACCGGAAUUGACUGGCAGCUCAAUUCAAUCAAUCACCUCACAAACCGAAAACCGCCCAACGCGACAGCAAACGACGAGCCCGCCCGCACGAGGGACGAUACGACAGUAGCGACAUUCGAGACCAGCGAGCGACAUUCAUAUCUGCCCAGCAUGCCUCAGGAUAUGCCCCCUCGGGGCGGGUACGAGCCCGUCCAGUACAAGGUGCGUUGGAAGUUUACGGGAGUGCAACUGGGGGGAUGUGUUGUUUGAGAGUGUUUGGGGAAUCAAUUGGUUCGGGAAGAGUUUAUUGAAAGAGUUGGGGAGGCGUUGCGAUUAAUUGCGAGGGCUGGGAAGACAUGGGGCAGUUGCAAGCAGUUAGAAUGGACGAUUAUCUGACUUUCUACAGCGAAACCUCCCAGCGAAGGGUUUCCGUCCCGGUAUCCUCCUCCUCGGAAUGGGCGCUGUCAUGGGCUACGGCUGGUAUAAGCUGAUCGGCGGCAUGCGCGAGGCCAACGAACUCGGCCGUGAAAAGAUGUGGGCUCGCAUCAACCUCAUUCCCCUCCUCCAAGCCGAAGAGGACCGCGAUCAGGUCCGUCGAUACCUAGCCGACCAGAAGCGUGAGAAGGAGUUGCUCGGUGACAAUGCCAAGGUUUACAACAGCGACCGGUUCGUGAGGCCGACUUUCGCUGUUACACCCCCUCCUACUACAAACUAAACGGUGGAAAGACGCAAGCUUGUAUAUAUGUUUUAACAAAGUGGUUUUACCUGGAAUUGAAAGGUCACAAAGAAGACACUGCUAACUCAACUGUGACUGCUUGACGCUCUCGAUCUUCUCCUCUGUCCACUCCCACAGCUUCUUCCCCAACUCCUCACUGAAACACAUAGCAUCCCCUUUGUUUGCCUUUCCAACUGGUUCAUAAAACGCCACUGCCUCAUCUCUCUUGACAUCACCGGCCGCAGCCCAAGCGGUGUUGUAUCCGCCCUGCUCAACCGUCAUCAUAGAUGGGUUGGUAACAUACACAAACAUUCUCUUCCAGAACCCAAGGCCUGUGACCAAAUUUGUAGCAAUAACACCAGGAUGGACAACAACGCUCUUGAUGGCGGGGUAUCGUCGCUCAAGUUCCUUGGCCAGGACGAUGUUGGCGAGUUUGCUCUGUCCGUAGCGACUCCAUGUUCCAAAGGGUAAGUGUUCUUGGAGUGAAUGAAGCGUCUCAAAUUCGAUGCCUUUCUUGGGAUGGCCUGCAUAUCCGAGUGAAGUAACACUAACAAAACGAACUUCACUCGUCUCGGCAGUUUUCUGCAUGAUUGGCAAAAGAGCCAUCAAAAGCGUCGCGUUGCCGACAUGAUUAACACCAAACUGCAACUCAAGUCCAUCCUGAGUAAGCCCGUCAACAGCCAUGACUCCCGCAUUUGCGAUGAAGAUAUCCAAUUGAUCAUGUGCGAAAUUCUUCGCUGCGGAGCGCAUGCUUGCAAUGGACGUCAGAUCACAUUCGAGGAAUGUUGCAGGAACGGGGGAGAUGGAGGAUAUGAGAGUCGAUGCGGCAGUUGAGGAGCGCCCGGUGAAGUAGAUGUGAGAUGGGUUAUGAGAGGCAAGGGUCAGGAUAGCAGAGCGACCCAAGCCGGAAGUUCCUGGCGUCUUGUUAGUGUGUGGUUACGGAGAAGGAUGAUGACGACGAACCGCCGGUGAUGAGGAUAACUUUUCCGGCGAGAGAGGGAAUGUCGGUUUCUGGAUUGAAGCCUUUGAAUGAUGCCAUGAUUGCUAUGAAUCGUGAUUUCAG
Molecule: messenger RNA, 1808 nt
Organism: Fusarium verticillioides 7600
Lineage: Eukaryota; Fungi; Ascomycota; Sordariomycetes; Hypocreales; Nectriaceae
Product: NADH dehydrogenase
Exons: 3
Coding region: 485-745 (86 amino acids)
Source: RefSeq, a predicted model, not a curated record